Naumovozyma dairenensis CBS 421 is the source of this 1461-nucleotide messenger RNA. RefSeq lists its product as uncharacterized. Gene Ontology annotation, biological process: glycolytic process; intracellular glucose homeostasis; glucose 6-phosphate metabolic process. The record is from RefSeq and is a predicted model, not a curated record. Gene Ontology annotation, cellular component: cytosol; mitochondrion. The transcript has a single exon. The coding region runs from base 1 to 1461 and encodes 486 amino acids. Gene Ontology annotation, molecular function: glucokinase activity; ATP binding; mannokinase activity. NCBI's taxonomy places the organism in Eukaryota, Fungi, Ascomycota, Saccharomycetes, Saccharomycetales, Saccharomycetaceae.
AUGGUUCAUUUAGGUCCAAAGAAACCACCUACUAGAAAGGGAUCCAUGGCAGAUGUCCCUCAAGAGUUAUUGAAUGAAUUAAAGACUUGUGAAGAUAUUUUCACUGUUUCUGAUGAAACUUCUCGUGCUGUUGUCAAACAUUUCAUCAGUGAAUUAAAUAAAGGUUUAUCCAAAGAAGGUGGUAACAUUCCAAUGAUUCCAGGUUGGGUCAUGGAAUAUCCAUCUGGUAAAGAAUCUGGUGAUUUCUUGGCUAUCGAUUUGGGUGGAACCAACUUAAGAGUUGUUUUGGUCAAAUUAGGUGGUGACCGUACUUUCGACACAACUCAAUCUAAAUAUAAGAUUCCAGAUGGUAUGAGAGUAACUAAAGAUAGAGAAGAAUUAUUUGCUUUUAUUGCUGACUCAUUAAAGGCUUUCAUUGAGGAAGUUUUCCCAGAUGGUGUCACCGGUACUUUACCAUUAGGUUUCACUUUUUCUUAUCCAGCUUCUCAAGAUAAGAUUAACGAAGGUAUUUUGCAAAGAUGGACUAAGGGUUUCGAUAUUCCAAAUGUUGAAGGUCAUGAUGUUGUUAAGCUAUUGGAAAAACAUUUGAAGGAACAAAAAAUUCCAAUUGAAAUUACUGCUUUGAUUAAUGAUACUACUGGUACUUUAGUUGCUUCUUUAUACACUGAUUCUGAAACAAAGAUGGGUGUUAUUUUCGGUACUGGUGUUAACGGUGCUUAUUAUGAAGAUGUCGCUGAUAUUCCAAAAUUGGAAGGAAAGUUGGCUGAUGAUAUUCCAAAGGAUGGUCCAAUGGCUAUCAAUUGUGAGUACGGUUCUUUCGAUAACGAACAUCUAGUCUUGCCAAGAACUAAAUAUGAUAUUUUAGUUGAUGAACAAUCUCCAAGACCAGGCCAACAAACUUUUGAAAAAAUGACUUCCGGUUAUUACUUAGGUGAAUUAUUACGUCUAGUCUUAGUUGAUUUACAUUCUAAGGGUUUAAUCUUAAAGAACCAAGAUAUGACUAAAUUAAACCAAGAGUAUAUCAUGGAUACAUCUUAUCCAGCCAAGAUUGAAGAAGAUCCAUUUGAAAACUUAGAAGAUACUGACGCCUUAUUGAAAAAGGACUUAGGUAUCAAUACUACUGUCCAAGAGCGUAAAUUGAUUAGACGUUUAUCUGAAUUGAUUGCUACAAGAUCUGCACAUUUGUCUGUUUGUGGUAUUGCUGCUAUCUUCCAAAAGAGAGGUUACAAGACUGGUCAUGUUGCUGCCGAUGGUUCUGUUUAUAAAAUGUAUCCAGGUUUCGUUGAAAGAGCUGCUGAAGGUCUCAGAAAGAUUUACGGUUGGACCCCAGGACCAAUUGACGAAUAUCCAAUCAAAAUCUGUCCUAGUGAAGAUGGAUCAGGAGCUGGUGGUGCUAUCAUUGCUGCUCUUGCUCAAAAAAGAAUUGCUGCUGGUAAAUCUGUUGGUAUCCUUGGUGCUUAA